AUGGGUGUGUCGCGUUCACGGAGGCAAUCCCUUGACUGCCAUGCCAUACCUCCAUCACCUCAACCAUCUUCCGCUUUCGAGGACAUUUUCGACGUCGAUUCACCUGUCUCGAGACCCGUUAGCGAAGCCUUCAUGUCGGGAGCUUCCACACCGAAUGGCACAACAAAUUCUCGUCCACCAUCGCUCACUGAAAUCUUACUCGAUGUCGCUUCGCCACCGUGGACUCUGAGUGCUUUCAUGGCAUAUCUUUCUCAAAAUCAUUGUAUGGAGAGCCUCGAAUUCACACUCGACUCACAACGCUACGCCGCCUUUUACAACGAAAUCAUCACCAACAAUUCGAAUCGCACCCAAGAGGAUAACGACCGUGUUUGUGUAUUGUGGGAAAAGCUCAUGCAGGUUUACAUCAUUCCUUGUGCUCCUCGAGAGGUCAACCUCCCAGCCCGUAUUCGAGACCAGUUGCUCGGCCUUCCUUGCGGCCCUUCUCCUCCCCACCCUGCACAACUGGAAGAGGCUGGUCGAAUUCUAUAUGAGCUUAUGAACGAUUCUUUACUCGUCCCUUUCCUCCAGUCUGUCGCUCCCAUGCACGCCGAUGGAUCCACAGAAGAGCAUGGCCGUGGAUCUCGCCGCUCCUCAAACAGCAACGCCCGUAUGGGUGCUCCCGUUCGAUCGAUGAACUCAAUGCACCAUCACCAUGAACCCGAAUCUCUGACAGACGACAGCGACUGCAACUCAGCUCCGGGUAUGGAACCCAUGACUCCUCCAACAACACCGCCUACUUCCGAAUGGGCCUUCACCACUUCCCCCGGCGGUCUCCAACGUGCUGUUGCGGCUCAUAACAAGGGCUGGAAGAAGAUGGAAGAAACUCAUGAGACGGGAGGCGCUCGUUUCGGUCCUCCUCUGCAUGGCACUUUGCAUGCAGCAGACGAUGGUUGGCACCACAAUCCUGACUUCCGACAAGACGGCGGUUUCGGGAAUGGCACGACCGCAAAAUUUGACACCGUUCGUAACGGUGUGAAGACGUCUCUCGUGCAAAAGAACAUUCGCAUGAGAAGACGAUCAAAUAAGCACCAUGAUUUCGUCGCUGCUAUGCAGCCCUUGGCAGACAAGCAUGUUGCUGAGUCACACAGCACUUCUUAUCGUCACGAUCUCCCACUCUUAUCAAUAUCACCUGUAUGCUCUGGAGGCAACGUGCAAGCCACCCAGAGUCCAAUGGUAGAUGUAUCCAACUACCUACCCACACCUACUACAAGCAGUGAGGAUAUUGGUUCCCCUUCAACAACCUCGGAUCAUCAAGCUUUCCGUUACGCGUCUCCUGUUGAAGACAUGUACGGAUGGGACGCAGAGCUCGACCGCCGCCGAUCACCAAGCCGAUCGUCGAUGAGUUCGAAUGAGGGCUGCGACGCCAUCGCCCUCAGCUAUAGGCGAGCGAAUGGUAGCAAACACAGCUUGCUGCAGCGCGUCUUUCGAGUCGGUUCGUCUACUUCCAUGGCCAAGAUGGAAGCUGCGACAUAA
Molecule: messenger RNA, 1512 nt
Organism: Fusarium poae
Lineage: Eukaryota; Fungi; Ascomycota; Sordariomycetes; Hypocreales; Nectriaceae
Exons: 2
Coding region: 1-1512 (503 amino acids)
Source: RefSeq, a predicted model, not a curated record